This is a messenger RNA of Aspergillus candidus, 3111 nucleotides long. RefSeq lists its product as uncharacterized. The coding region runs from base 1 to 3111 and encodes 1036 amino acids. Lineage: Eukaryota; Fungi; Ascomycota; Eurotiomycetes; Eurotiales; Aspergillaceae. The record is from RefSeq and is a predicted model, not a curated record. The transcript has a single exon.
AUGCCUCCCUCCGCCGUCUUCUCGUACUGGCGGCGCGACCACCGUCGGUCCAGUGCGACCCCGAAACUGGCGCCUCCGCUGGCCCAGGUGCCGACCAUCCAAAGCACCCCCGCCGAUGUGCCCACGUCUGUGGGCAGCUCCCCGGCGCAUCCAGAGGGCUCGAGCCCGCAGACGCCGGAAUACUCCCCCGACGCGGACGGGGAGAAGCUGAACGUCACCGUGUCGACGGCGGCCAUCCCGCCGCCGUCGUCCUCGUCCACCAACCUCGCCGUCCCGUCCGCCACGUCGGAGAUUCGUCCCCAUUCGAGCCCCGAAGAAGAACGCGAACGAGAGGUGCCGCUCACCGCCCAGUCCAACCACUCGCAACCGUCCUUCACCGUCCCGCGUUCGACGGACCAGAGCGAUGCGGAGUCGUCCAAACCGAGCUCGCCCUUCCGGCUGUCCUUGGGGAAGAGUCUGCUGCAUGCCCAUCACCAACCCUCCGAUUAUCACUCCAAACGAGCCUCGACCCCCGCCAUGACCCACACUAGCCACUUCCGCUUCAAACCCGCGCCGGACGAUGCCACGCCCGACAAACCCAACGCGGGACACCGAGAUUACAAGAGGGACCGGGCGGAUGGCGGGAACGGCGGCCGACGGCAGGGCGACCGCGAGGUCUCGGGGGACCACGCCUCACACAAGUCGGGGAAGGCGAUGCUGCAUUUGCUGAACCCCAUGUCGCUCCUGGCCCGGAGACGGUCCUCCCACCUGGUCCACCUGCGGACGGAGGACACCGCCGCGGUCCCAGCCAUCCCGGACGACUACGACCCACGGAUUCGGGGGAAGAUCGUGCAUGACUUCUCCGCCCCGCGGCCCCGGCGGACGCGGUCCACCGCCCCCACUCGAUCCGAGGCGGGCUCCCGGGCCCCCUCGUCGCAGGACCAGGCGUCGGCCGCCCGAUUGUCGGACCGCGACGCCCCGAACUACGCCCCCGACCAGGCGAGAAAACGGCAGAGUGAAUACGCCCCCGUUUUCAAGGAGCAUUUCGAGGACGACCGCCCGGUGCUGCAGGUGGAGAACAAGGCCUACCUGCAAUCGUCACUGUUGACGAACCCGGCCGCGACCGACCAGGACACGCAGGCAAUUCCCGCAUUUGCAAGAAAGCUGCCCGCACAGGUCCCCGCGGACGAACCCUCGUCGGACAAGAUCUCAUCGGACAAGCCCUCACCUGACAAGCCCCCGUCGGACAAUGCUCCGGGCGUCCCAAACGAAGACAGGGCCCCGCAGCACGUACGCGAUGCGGACACCAUCGACAUCACCCCCCAUCAACCACUGGGCGUGCCCAAACACUGCAAGAGCAAUGCAUCCCGCUUCAGCUUCGACAUGGACGCCGUGGAAUCCGAGACCCAGGAAAAGCUGCUGGAGGAGAAGCACAAGGCCAAGGAGGCAGCGCGGAAGGCCAAGGCGCGCAUGGACGGCGACUUCAGCGACGCCGAGGACGACUAUGACAACGAUCUGUUCGACGACUUUGACGGCCUGGAGGAGAAGAUUCCGGGUGUGAACGUGGACGACGAGGAGGAUGGGUACGACGACUUUCCCGCCCCCGACGCGUUGGCGAACAAGUCCUGGCUCGCGCCCGGUUUGUCCCCGGUGGUGGCCAGCCCCAUCAGUCCGGUCGGACCCGGCUUGCCGCCGGGGGCGUCUCUGUCGACCCAUGAUCUGGGUACCGUGCCGACCCCGCCAUCGGAGCGGACCGCCGGCGUGACUGCCGCGGAGUGCUGCCCCGCUCCGCCACCGGGUGCGCGGGAUUCCACUGGACCACCGACGGAGGUACCGCAGAUCCCAAUCGGUCUCCCGCCGAGCAACCCACAGCCCUUGGUGGACGACGACGACGACAUGUACUUUGACGACGGCGAGUUCGGUGAUCUCACGGCGGACGUGGGUGGCGGGGAGACGUUUGACGAGUCUAUCUUCGAUGACGAGUCGAGCCAUCUCUACAGCCGCAAAACGGCCACCGCGCAGCCCCCCGUGGCGCCCGCCGAGGACCGGGACCCCGCACCGGCGCCGAUGGAGAUCCUCUCCGAGCUGGACGAACUGACUCUGGACACCGAAGAACGUUCCGACGGCCUGAAGCACAUGCCGAGCAUGGCGAGCGACUAUCGAGGCCUAGGGUCACGGCGCGUCGGCCGCGGCCCGCCGUCGCUGGAUCCGGCCAAGGCGCAGGGUGGCGUGCUGUCCGAGCACAACCUCGAGGCGCUACACCACGCACUCGCCGCGGCGGCCAAUCAGGCGACGCACGACGGACCCCGGGGCCGCGCAGUCAGCGGCAGUGAGCUGUCCCUGGGCGCGGAGAGCCUCCCGGAAAGCCUCCCCCCGACGCUGGGGGCGCCCCCGGCCCUGGGGGCGGACGAUGGGGCCUUUGAAGACCUGGACGCCUUUGAGGACUUGGACGACGACGACUUCGACGCGUCGCUCUACAACGACCCCAUCAUCGCGGCGGCCAACGCGGAGGCGCUGGAGAAUGACGACGAAGGCUUCUACGGGCAGGAGUUUGGGUUCUACGCGCACGCGCACGGAGCGCAGACGACGCAGCUGACGAGCGGCGGGUACUUUGGCCCGCGCACCCUCGAGGGCCUGACGCGGAGCUACAGCAGCCGCGGGACCUUCCGGGAACCAAGCCUGACGCCCAUCACGGAGCGCAGCGAGUGGAGCACGCGCAACUCGGUGAUCUCGCUGCCGCCGCACGGGGCGGGAGCGCAUUCGACCCCGUCGCUGGCGAGCCCAGGGCUGGCGCAGCUGGUGGAUCUGGGGCCGCGCGAGGACGAGAUGACGCUGAGCGCGCUGAUGCGGUUGCGGCGCGGCGCCUGGGGCGGCAGCAACGGGAGCCUGCGGAGCAGCAGUGCCAGUCCGCCGCCGCACCCACUACACGCACCGCACGCACCGCACGCGCCGUCAUCGCACCGAAACAGUUUUACGGGACUGUCGGACGUCAGCCCGACCGUGCACAACGUGCCGCCGGACCUCCCGUGGGGGUCCAGCAGCACGAGCGAGUCUCCGCGGAAGGACCCCGAGACGAGCGGCGGAUCGUCUCCGCCACGUCGCGUGGAGUCGUCGCCGAUCCGGGGCGCAUGA